Messenger RNA from Cladophialophora yegresii CBS 114405, 945 nucleotides. RefSeq lists its product as uncharacterized. Bases 1 to 945 code for a protein of 314 amino acids. The record is from RefSeq and is a predicted model, not a curated record. Gene Ontology annotation, cellular component: cytoplasm. Lineage: Eukaryota; Fungi; Ascomycota; Eurotiomycetes; Chaetothyriales; Herpotrichiellaceae. The transcript has a single exon.
AUGCCUGAAAUCAUCGACGACAAAGCCCAGCACGUAGUGCCCUUUAUAUUGUCCUUGCUUUCCGAGCACCAGAAAGCACAGGCCACGUCCUCGAAUCCACCACCUUUCUUCAUCGGCCUCAACGGCGUCCAAGGCGCUGGGAAGACCGUCCUCGUCGACAUCCUCAAGGAGACACUAACCUCCCCACCACACAAUCUGCCGACAGUGGUCUUCUCGCUCGAUGACCUGUACCUGACGCAUGACGACCAGGUCGCUCUCGCUCGCGCCCACCCGGACAACCCACUCCUCCAGCACAGAGGGCAGCCAUCGACGCAUGACAUCCCGCUGGCAAAGGCCGUGUUCGACAGUCUGAAGCACAACAAACCCACCAAGAUCCCGCAGUACAACAAGGCCGCGUUUUCAGGCCAAGGCGACCGCGUCCCGGAGACGGAAUGGGCAGAAGUCAACACGGACGCGUCGCACCCGGUCCGCGUCGUCCUGUUUGAAGGGUGGUGCGUCGGGUUCCGCCCCCUCUCACCCGAGGUUUUACAGCAGAAGCACGCCGCGGCCGUGGAAGCGUUGAAGACGGCAACUCCCCAAUCGCCGUAUCGCGGGCGUCUCGGCCACAACACGCUCAGCUCGGUCACGACGAUCAACGAAGCGCUGCGCCAGUACGAUGAGAUCACGGCGCAGCUUGAUGCCUUCGUGCACAUCGACGCCCUCGACCCGCUGUACGUGUAUAAGUGGCGGUUGGAACAGGAGGCCGGACUUCGUGCCUCGCGGGGGAGCGGAAUGACGGACGAGCAAGUCCGCCAUUUUGUCGAUGGGUAUUAUCCCGCUUACGAGCUCUACACAGACACGUUGAGGAAUGGGGUGUUCACGGGUGUCAAGGACGAUUGGAGGGGGAGGCAAUUGCGGUUGGUGGUCGGUGAGGAUCGGAAGGUCAGGGACGUUAUCAAGAUAUGA